This is a messenger RNA of Nicotiana tabacum (common tobacco), 2130 nucleotides long. Lineage: Eukaryota; Viridiplantae; Streptophyta; Magnoliopsida; Solanales; Solanaceae. The record is from RefSeq and is a predicted model, not a curated record.
AUGCGAGUUAGUUUGUUAGAAAAAAGUAAGCUAGGGUUUGUAGAUGGAAGGUAUCCAAAAGAGAAGUUUCCUCCUGUUCUUCACGGACUUUGGGAAAAAUGUAAUGCUAUACUUCUAUUGGGGAUUAUGAAUUCUGUGAGUGCUGAAUUGUUGAGUGGCAUGGUCUAUGCUUCUAGUGCUCACAAGGACAUAUGGGUAGAGUUUGAUGCUCUUAUGCCCUGCCCUGGGUGGGGCUAUGAAGAGUCAAAGAAAUAUGUUGAGCACUUUGAGUACCAAAGGCUACUACAGUUUCUCAUAGGCCUAAAUGAGACAUACUCUCAGUCAAGCAAUCAUAUCUUGAACAUGUCUCUUAGUCCCUCCAUAAACAAAGCUUACUCAAUGAUUAUAUCAGAAGAAAGUAGAAGAGCAAUGUCCCAUUCCUCUCAAGUAUCUGAAAUCAAUGAAGGCAUAACCUUGUUCAGUAAUAAGGGAACAUCCUCUGGAGCUCCAGUUCAGCUGAAUGGAAAAGAAAACCUUGAGCAAAAUUAUAGCUUCUUGGAAAAUGAGGUGACAGCUUUGUUCAGUAGCAAAACGAAUGCAAGUGCUGGCUAUGGUCAUUCUAGAGGUGGAAAUCGCUCAGCCAAAGAAGAAGGGUGGAUUUGGUAUACAGUUAACUAUGCUCAGACCAAUGUUAGCAACUAUGUGUCUGAUACUUCCACUGGCCCUGCACAAGCAGGACCUACUGCUAAUUUUUUAGGAACCUCACAGACGCAACAAGCGAGUCAAAACUUCCAAACUAAAAUUCCUCAAUUUACUCAAGAGCAGUACAGUCAGAUUUUUCAACUUUUAGAAAAGCAACCUAAGUGCAGUGGUUCUGCUAUGGCAGCAAUUAUGCCAUUAUGUGGUGAUAUUACUAAAAUUCUGGCCAAAUGGAUUGUAGACUCAGGGGCUUCAAGUCACCUGGUGAAUGAUUCUAGUUGGUUGGUUAAUGCUAAAACUGUUGGUGGUAAAGGUGGAAAAGUUCGCUUACCUACUGGUAGUGUAGCUCAUGAUCUCUUCAGUGGACAAGUGAGGAGGAUUGGUAGAGAGGAAGAUGGACUGUAUGUGUUCAACUCUACUUCAAAUAAGUCAAUAUCACUACAAGCUCAAAGUACAAUUGCAGAAACUUUGAAUGUUCCGAGUGCAAUGCCCACUGUAAAUAUAAUAAAGGCUCAUAAUAAGGUAGUGAAUGUAGCUUUAUGGCAUAAGAGGUUAGGUCAUGUACCUCUAGAUACUUUGCAGAAACUGAAAGGUUUUCAUGAUUUUCAAGUUGCUGAAUGUAGUAGUAAAGCCAGAAUCCCUACCUAUGAUGGAAAGAAGCAUUUCUUGACUUUGGUGGAUGAUUGUUCUAGGUAUACAUGGCUCUUCCUUUUACUUACUAAAGUUGAGGUUAUUGUUGUUCUUACAUCUUUGUUCACUAUGAUUAAGAAUUUUUACUCAGCUUCUGUUAAUUUUGUUAGAUCUGAUAAUGGAUAUGCUUCAUGGACUCCACCUGCUUUGUCCACACCUCUUUCCUCUUCUUCCUCUCCCGUAUCUUCUAAUUUAGCUAUGUCUUCUAUUCAUCUUUCAUCUGCUGGUGGUCUUAUUGAUCAUGCCACAAUCAAUGAUGCUCUUGCUCCUACCAUAGCUCCUGAUGUUGAGCCACUAUAUGACAAUAAAAAGUCCAUCAUGGUGAGUAGACCACCCAUAUGGAUGAAAGACUACAUUGUUCCUAGCAAAGGGAGUGCACAUUGUUGUUAUCCUAUAUCAGACUAUGUCAGCUAUGCCAAUAUGUCCCCUUCCUUUGGAGCUGCAUUAGCUGCUUACUCAGCUAUUGUGGAACAUAAAACCUAUAAUGAAGUAGUAAAAGAUGAAAAGUGGAUUGAGGCAAUGAACCAAAAUGGCUACAGUCGGUCUGUUCUAGCCAUUGCUGCAGCCAAACAUUGGGCAAUUUUUCAAAUGGAUGUACACAAUGCUUUUUUCCAAGGAGACUUACUUGAAGAAGUUUACAUGGAGGUUCUUCCAAGGAAAGUGGAGUAUGAGAUAAUAGUGGUGCUUGUCUAUGUGGAUGAUUUGCUUGUAACUGGGAGUAGCCAAACGUUGAUUCUUUCAGAAAAUGAAAGACGUAGGUGA